AUCCCCCAAACAUCUGGAGUUACAUCAUGGGAGGAGGUUCUCACUCAGCCUGCUGAUGAUGCUGGUACUUCCACCAGGCCGUCUACAAGUCAUGGCGUUGGAGUUUCAGAGGACGCAUCAAUUUGUUACCCACAAAGAAGUGAAGCCAGCAUAGGAAGCAUCGGCACAAUCAGCGGUAGCCACAAUCCUAUCAUUGUUGGUUCAAGUGAAGUUUAUAUCACUAAUUACAACUUGCCGUUGGAGGGACCUGGGCCUACUGGUGGAAUAGCAUCCCUUACUGAUCUGACGAAUAUCCAGCAGCUUGUUAUGGAGUACAACAAGGAUGUAACAAGCACCAUUCCUGCACACCCUUUGGAUCCUUCAAGGACCUUGGAAAUUGACCGGUUUUCUAAACUAGAACUCACUCAGAACGUAGGAGGUAAUGAGACUACACAAGAACCCAUUCAUUUACCGGAGGGGACACGGAAUUUAGAUAAAGUAAUAACAAAGCCCCUUUGCUCUUUUGAAGAGAUGCUUGACGUUAUAGUAACAAAGCUGAGGGUCCUUCUCUCAGGAAGGGCGGGAUUUGGCAAGUCUACUCUUUCAUUGAGAGUUGCAAAUGCGAGCACUGAUCCCAAUUCCGUGAUGGCAAAGUUCAAACUUGUGUUCCCUGUAAAACUGAAGCAAAUGCAACAGACAAGUUGCGUCCUUGAGGCCAUACGCGACCAGAUUUUACCUCAAAUCGAGAAAGCAGUUUUGAAGAAAGUUAUUGAAAAUAACGAAGCGGAUACAGCCUUCCUAUUGGACGGAUUGGAUGAGAUUCCAUCCCAUGUUCUCAAUUCUCCGGCCCCGGAAGGUGGCUAUGGGAUCAAGGACAUCUUGUAUAACAAGGUGUUGAGACGCAGUACUGUCUUAGUAUCAACUCGACCACACAUGGUUGACUUUGCCAUCAAGGGAUACCCACGCUACACCCACGUUAAAACGUUGGGUUUCACAAUCGACACUGCAAAGAAAUACAUAACAUCCUACUUUGCUACAAAAGGUGCCGCUAAAAAUGGUGAAUCAUUAAUUUCACACGUAAAAUCCAGCUCAUUGAUGCGCACACUGACCCAGGUUCCAAUCCUUGUACUCUUUAUGUGCAUAGUUUGGGAGAAUCUUUCAAGAUUGCCUGAGAAAUUAACGGAACUUUACACAGAGUUUACUGAGGUUCUAGUCAGUCGCUGUUGCGAUGAAAGUGAGAAUCAGGUGGCGCUGAUGAAAUCAAUCGUGCGUGGACUGGGACCAGUCGCUCUUGAUGGGUUACUAAAAACCAAGGGGGAAAGGCUCGUGUUCUCCUCACAGGAAUUUGAAGAGAAAGCCUUGGAGGAUGGGUGUCGAUUGGGUUUCCUUCAACAAGAAAGUUUCACGAGUGGCUUGAAGAAGAUGAAAGUAGUAGCUUUUCUACACAAGUCUAAGCAAGAAUACUUCGCAGCAUACUACUUUGCCAAUUUGCAUCACGAAAACGAAGAGGAGUUUCAUGAAAGGUUGAAGCAGAUCAAUCCAGACAAUGUCGAAGCAAUGGAAUAUCUGCUUCGGUUUACAUGCGGCAUAUCAUCGGGGUCUAAGGCUACUGCGCUCAUCCUCGAGCACGUACAAAAACUAUGUAAGGACAGAAGAAUGCGUCACGGGUUUAAACUGCAGAAACUGACGCUCCUAUCAUUGUUUGAGUCGGGUUGUGACGAUCUGGCUGAUAAGCUGGACCGACCAACUGAAGCGCAAUGUGAUAGUCAGGAGGAUCUGUUAGCAAUGCGCUAUUACUUGCAGUGUCUCCGUCUGCCACUAGUAGAACUUAAGAAGUUAAAAGUCAGGGUAAAUUCGCAUGAAGAAUUGGCGCCGUUGAGGAGAUUUGAUAGCCUACUGCAUGAUGAAACUACAGUAAACACUGAAAUAAGUAUCAACUGCAGAUUGGAUGAAUGGCUGAAGCUGCUGGAAGAGAUACUACCGAUUGAUGACAUCAUGUCAAUCAGGAGAUUUCGGGUGACUGUCACUUACACCCUGUCGGAAAAAGCGGACGACGAGAUACUGGCAACUUCAGGGGUGGAUGAGAGGCUUUGUGAUCAAAUAGAGCUUAUAGUGAAUAUGCGACCGUGGUCUCUUCUUAGUGAGCGUGUGUUAGGAUCUCUGUCUCGUGUAUACAAGCAGAUCAUUAGGGAAGUCGCACUGUGGAAUAAAACGUAUGAUGACGUCAUUAGACUAGCGAAUGCACUGCCUGGUUGUGAUAGGUUGACAUACGUAGAUGUGUUCGAUACCAACCUUCACGGCCAUCUGGCUGGUGUAGCCCCUCUUGCUCCUCCAUCCCUGCGUCGGUUGAGAUUAAACUCAUGUGAACUGAAUGAUGAUGACGUCCCUGACCUGAUCAGCAUUUUCCCUGCCGGGCAUUUUUUGGUGUGGCUUGAUGUUCGUGGCAAUGCAUUCAGUGUGGUUGGAGUGGAUACUCUUACUGCUCAUCUCAAGAAUCUGCCUAUACUAAUCGUGCUUGAGCUUCAGUACAAAGGUCCCGAUAGAGAGCGUGUCCAGCAGGUGGCCAAGCAAAAUCUUAAACCAAAUGUCCAAUUAUGCUAAUUAUAUGAUACAAAGGGAUAACAUUUAUUUACAGAGACAUAUUCGUAUUACAUUCCUAAUGUAAAUAACAACGUUGGAAAGCAAAAGAAGGACAAAAAUUCCGUAAAAAUACACGUUCA
Messenger RNA from Patiria miniata (bat star), 2699 nucleotides. RefSeq lists its product as uncharacterized. The record is from RefSeq and is a predicted model, not a curated record. NCBI's taxonomy places the organism in Eukaryota, Metazoa, Echinodermata, Asteroidea, Valvatida, Asterinidae. The transcript is spliced from 3 exons. The coding region runs from base 307 to 2580 and encodes 757 amino acids.